Molecule: messenger RNA, 1893 nt
Organism: Gilbertella persicaria
Lineage: Eukaryota; Fungi; Mucoromycota; Mucoromycetes; Mucorales; Choanephoraceae
Product: tyrosine phosphatase family-domain-containing protein
Exons: 10
Coding region: 351-1559 (402 amino acids)
Biological process (GO): dephosphorylation
Molecular function (GO): phosphoprotein phosphatase activity
Source: RefSeq, a predicted model, not a curated record
CUGUGGGAUACUUUAUUUGUCAUACUUUUUUUUUUUAUUAUUAUUAUUCAUGUCAAAAGUUAAUAUUACAAACAAACACAACGAAACACUUGUUGGUAUCUUGGAAGAAAAACCUCAGUUUGAUAUAGAACGACAGCAUAGACUAGUUUUGAUUGUACAUGGUGUAUUAGGACACAAGGACUAUCUUUUCCAUCGAGUACUUGCUCAAACACUUCCCAUGUCUUCAUUUCGUUUUGAUUUUAGAGGCAAUGGUGAAAGUGAUGGCUCACCUGGUUAUUGUAAUAUUCUGGAAGAUACAGAGGAUAUUCAUACAGUAGCUGAUUAUUUUGAGGGACUUGGAUAUCAAAUUUAUGCAGUCAUUGGCCAUUCUCGAGGUAAGAAGUGUUUUUGGUAUAGCAUACACGAUAUAUAUAUGUAUUGUAUUAGGUGCAUUAGCUGCAUUCAAGUAUGCCACGACAUGCGAAAAGCCUUUACCCCUGAUGGUCAAUAUCUCUGGUCGUUUUAAAAUGAACGAUAAUCAAAUCAAUACCAGUAGACCCGAAAUUGGAAAAGCAUUAAGAGAAAAUGGCUAUUUUGACUGGCAUGUCAAACAAAGAGACAAAAUAGCUACAAUUAAAGUCACUCAAGACCAAGUAGACAAAUUCUGUCAUUGGUCCAAUGAACAUGUCUCUCGUAUGCCAUUGUCUACAAGCGUAUUGACAUGUCAUGGAUUAAAGGAUAAUAUUGUACCUCCUUAUAAUGCAGCCAUGUUUGCAAAUAAAGUUCCAAAUCAUACACUGGUACUCAUUCCGGAUGCAGAUCAUAAUUUUAAAGGCAAAUUCGAACAAGUAACUCAGUAUAUCGUCGACUUUUUUGCUCAACAUGAAUAUGACAACUAUCAAAAAGCAUUGGGAAUGGGACAAGGUGCUAGUUUAGUCAUUCCACGCUGGAUUGAUGUAGAAGGUGUAAGAAACUUUCGUGAUAUUGGUGGUUGGCCAUUAAAAGAUGGCAGUGGCUAUAUUCGUGAAAGAACCGUGUUCCGAUCUGGACAUUUAGCACAAGUGUCUACUCAGGGACGCCUUAGGUUAAAUGAAUUAAAUAUCAAGGCCAUUUUUGACUUUAGACUGGAUCAUGAAAUUACUCGAGAUGGCGUACCAGAACCUAUGCCAGGUAUCACUCGUUUUAGCAAAGAUCUGUAUAAACAAGUUGUAAAGACAAAUGAAGAAUACUUCCAAAAGUUAAAAGUCUUUUUGGAUGGUGAAAAAGGCUUUGCUGAAGGCUAUAGAGUUAUUUUAGAAUCAGGCAAAAAACUGAUUGGGGAUGUGUUUAGAUAUAUGAUUCAAGAGUUGUCGAUCCGAGAACGUUCGGCUAUGGUCAUUCACUGUACUGCAGGUAAAGAUCGCACAGGUGUAUUUAUCAUGGUACUUCUGGGUCUUUGUGGUGUAGACGAUGAGAUUAUUGCUAGAGAAUACGAAUUGUCCAAUGUGGGCUAUUUUGAUUUUGAAAAAGACUUGGAAAAAAGAGCAUUGAAAUUGAAUGUUACUGUGGAAAAUUUGCGUGCUGCUUUAUCUGCAUCGUAAAGUAACUUAUUUAAAUAAUGAUGCAUAAUUGACUGCAAUUUUUAGAUAUGGUGGAAUGAAGCUGGCUAUUGAUCAAUUAAAGCAGACGUAUGGUUCUUUUGAAGGUUUUGUUCGUGAUGGCUGUGGAUUGACCAUGAAUGAAAUUUGUCUUGUACGCCAAUUGAUGGUGGUGCCUAUUCGGUUUGAAGAACGUCAGUUGUAUAGACCAAAGAUUUAGAUUCCAUAAAGUCAAAGAUGAAUAUGGAGAACACAAGAAUGUUAUAAUAACCUUUUUUAUUGACUUUACUUGCUCCGUUAUUUAAUUCUCCCCUUUCUAAACAAUAUAAAACCCUUU